Molecule: messenger RNA, 1483 nt
Organism: Loxodonta africana (African savanna elephant)
Lineage: Eukaryota; Metazoa; Chordata; Mammalia; Proboscidea; Elephantidae
Gene: MAL
Product: mal, T cell differentiation protein
Exons: 5
Coding region: 204-809 (201 amino acids)
Biological process (GO): myelination
Cellular component (GO): membrane
Molecular function (GO): structural constituent of myelin sheath
Source: RefSeq, a predicted model, not a curated record
CCAGGGGCGCCCCUGCCAACUAGGUAGGGGAGGGGGCGGGCGGUGUCCGGGCUCCUCCCUCCUCUGCCCCCGGCUGCCGGGCUCUUAACCCGCGCGCGGGGGCGCCCAGGCCACUGGGCUCCGCAGAGCCAGCGAGCGGUCAGCGCGGAGCCGGAGCCCGAGCGGCGCGCGUCCUGUCCAGCGGCCGACGCCAGCACGCCGACAUGGCCCCAGCAGCGGCGUCGGGGGGCAGCUCCCUGCCCAGCGGCUUCGCGGUCUUCACCACCUUCCCGGACCUGCUCUUCAUCUUAGAGUUUACCCACGAGAAUGAAGAAAACAGUCUGCGGGAGUUGAGUGGAAAGCCGAAUUCGAAACACGGCGACGGGUCAGGGUUCAUUUGUUGCGCGCUGGUUACCAAAGCCGCGCUCUGGAACCUGCUUUCCAGGUGGCCCGCAGAGCAGGUCUUCGGAGGCCUGGUAUGGAUCCUGAUUGCCUCCUCCCUGGUGCCCAUCCCCCUGAUCCAGGGCUGGGUGAUGUUCGUGUCCGUGUUCUGCUUUGUGGCCACCACUGCUCUGCUCGUCCUCUACAUGACUGGCGCCCACAGUGGGGAUACUUCCUGGGUCACCCUGGAUGCAGCCUACCACUCUGUCGCCUCCCUGUUUUACCUCAGCGCCUCAGUCCUGGAAGCCUUAGCCACCAUCUUUAUGCGUAAUGGAUUCACCUAUAAACAUUACCACGAAAACAUCUCGGCUGUGGUGUUUUCAUACGUAGCCACUCUGCUGUACGUGACCCACGCGGUGUUUUCUUUAAUCAGAUGGAAGUCUUCGUAAAGCAGCAGCAGAACUUUAGCUGAAAACCCAGACGGUGUUAACUGAUCGGCCAGCCUUCCAGCGUAACUUUUUAGAAUGCAGGAAUGCUCUCCAUGGUGGGGAAAAAAAAGACAAAAAAAAAAAAAAAGCAGUGGUCUGUUUCUUGUGAUGUUAUGUUUACCCUCCCACAUUCCUCACGUCAGGGGUUGGGGCUUGCUGUGUUUAACCUCCAAGCAUUGAGCUGUCUUUCUAGGGUCAUUUCCCAUUUGUGAAAGGGGAUGUGGGCAUAGAAAGUGGGGAUUAUGGCCUGAGAGACCACAAAACGAGGAUCCUCUGCUGGUCCCUGGACCUGAUCUUGAGAACUGUCUGUGGGAAUUGUCCACCAGCCUUUCUGAGCCGCCCGUCUCGUGGCAUAUUUUAAGUCUUCAUGGGUGUUCUGCAUGACAAAGGGACUAAAACUCACCCAACACAUAUUUGCAGAUGUCCACCAUGGCAGACUAUAAACCUUUGAAAUACUUACUUUAUAAAAUGGCUUCAUGCUCUACACAUUUAUGGAGUGUUUUUGGGGGUUUUGUUUUUAAUUCCCCGUAUCGGAAUCGACUCGACAGCAGUGGGUUUGGUUUUCUGUUUUAUCAGGAACACUAACCAUCACUCGGCUUUCUGUCUGAGAAAUUCUCUGGCUUAAGAGACAGCAU